AUGAACCUCCCAGCAACUUCUCUGCAGCAACUUCUCUGGAGGCUGAGCGACGCCUGCGGCCCCAUUGUUCGCGCUUUCUGCCAGCAGCAUGUCCAGGGUGCGCAGCUCGACCGCGAAGCGCUGCGGCUGCAGCGUGAGCUGGAGAAGCUGCUAGAGCGGCACAUUGACCGGUCGACCGCGCCCACAGCGCCCGCGUUGGUCAAGCUCGAGCUGCGGGUGUCAAUGCCGCACCUGGAGUCCAUCUUCUAUGACGAGCCUCUAUGGGAUUUGUCGGCGCCGCGCGCCGCCUGCGAGGACUACAUCAGCACUACCGUUAACGAGCUUGGGCUGGAUUGGCACGCGCACACGCUCAUCAUGCGGCGCAUGAAAGAGCGGAUAGAUAUCGCCACCAAGGCAUGCGAGCUGGCGAUGGGCAAAGUGCAGCCCCUCCCUAGCAGCAACGACAAGAUGCUGCGCAACCCGCCCAGCAAGCUGCCGCAGGUGGUUCGCAUGACUGAGCAGCAGCUGCAGCAGGUGGCGGCGGCGCUGGCAGCCAGGCACAGCGGCUCCAAUCAACAAGAGGGUGCAGGGCGUCCGUUGCCCGUCCUGGGGACAGCGUCUGGCGUGAAAGUGGAACAGGUGGAGGACAAACCGAGCGUGGAACCGCGGGCAGCUGGUGCUGCCAAGCUCGAGCCAUCAGAUACCACUCAGGGAGAGCAGCAGCAGCAGCACAACAGCGACGAUUCUGACAUGCCCGACCUACCUGAGUGA
This is a messenger RNA of Chlorella variabilis, 750 nucleotides long. Its product is annotated as expressed protein. Lineage: Eukaryota; Viridiplantae; Chlorophyta; Trebouxiophyceae; Chlorellales; Chlorellaceae. The transcript has 4 exons. The record is from RefSeq and is a predicted model, not a curated record. The coding region runs from base 1 to 750 and encodes 249 amino acids.